Molecule: messenger RNA, 384 nt
Organism: Phycomyces blakesleeanus NRRL 1555(-)
Lineage: Eukaryota; Fungi; Mucoromycota; Mucoromycetes; Mucorales; Phycomycetaceae
Exons: 5
Coding region: 1-384 (127 amino acids)
Source: RefSeq, a predicted model, not a curated record
AUGGCAUUGAAACUAAACAGCUCAGAUAAGAGAUGUCUACUAAAGUAUGCGAUCAGGAUUAUGGUACAGCUUCCGAGCACAGACUCCACAAUUUGUACUAAUCUGAAAGACAAGAGAAAGAAAGUGGGUAAAUUUUAUUGGGUAACUUUAUGGACAGGCUGUUUGAAGGCUUUAAUUAUUGUUCCUGAUGACCAGUUGCAUGUUAAAGAUAUUGCCUUGGUUUCCUCUCUUGAAUUAUUAUUUUAUAAUAAGUAUUUUAUGACAUUUGGUGCAGAUAGUAUACUUCUUUCCUUAUUAUAUUUUGGGGGGUUGUUGUUGUACAAUAAUGAUAUAUCACGUUUCAAUAUAAAUUAUAACUGUUAUGUCGGUUCAGAAUCAAUAUAG